GCCGGCUCCCGGCGCAAGAAGGAAGCGUUCGCGGUGAUCCCGGAGGCUGCGCUGGGCUAUGCGGUACUGCCUAGCGUGGCUGCUGCACACUCCACUGCCCAGGACCUUCCGCUCUGUCCUCAGGGCCCACCUGCCGCUCCCGGAGCGCCUCUGUAGUUUCCAAAAAAAGACUUACAGCAAAAUGAAUAAUCCGGCUAUCAAGAGAAUAGGCAAUCACAUCACAAAAUCUCCUGAAGACAAGCGAGAAUACCGCGGGCUAGAGCUGGCCAAUGGCAUCAAAGUACUUCUCAUCAGCGAUCCCACCACAGAUAAGUCAUCAGCAGCACUUGAUGUACACAUAGGUUCGUUGUCGGAUCCUCCAAAUAUUGCUGGCUUAAGUCAUUUUUGUGAACAUAUGCUAUUUUUGGGAACAAAGAAAUACCCUAAAGAAAAUGAAUACAGCCAGUUUCUCAGUGAGCAUGCAGGAAGUUCAAAUGCUUUUACUAGUGGAGAGCAUACCAAUUACUAUUUUGAUGUUUCCCAUGAACACCUAGAAGGUGCCCUGGACAGAUUUGCACAGUUUUUCCUGUGCCCCUUGUUUGAUGAGAGUUGCAAAGACAGAGAGGUGAAUGCAGUUGAUUCAGAACACGAGAAGAAUGUGAUGAACGAUGCCUGGAGGCUCUUUCAGUUGGAAAAAGCUACAGGGAAUCCCAAACAUCCCUUCAGCAAAUUUGGAACAGGUAACAAAUAUACUCUAGAGACUAGACCAAACCAAGAAGGCAUCGAUGUAAGGCAAGAACUACUGAAAUUCCAUUCUACUUAUUAUUCGUCCAACUUAAUGGCUAUUUGUGUUUUGGGUCGAGAAUCCUUAGAUGACUUGACUAAUUUGGUGGUAAAGUUAUUUUCUGAAGUAGAGAACAAAAACGUCCCAUUGCCAGAAUUUCCCGAACACCCUUUCCAAGAUGAGCAUCUUAAACAACUUUACAAAGUAGUACCCAUUAAGGAUAUUAGAAAUCUCUAUGUGACAUUUCCCAUACCUGAUCUUCAGAAAUACUACAAAUCAAAUCCUGGCCAUUAUCUUGGUCAUCUCAUUGGGCAUGAAGGUCCUGGAAGUCUGUUAUCAGAACUUAAAUCAAAGGGCUGGGUAAAUACUCUUGUUGGUGGGCAGAAGGAAGGAGCCCGAGGUUUUAUGUUUUUUAUCAUUAAUGUGGACUUGACUGAGGAAGGAUUAUUACAUGUUGAAGAUAUAAUUUUGCACAUGUUUCAAUACAUUCAGAAGUUACGUGCGGAAGGACCUCAAGAAUGGGUUUUCCAAGAGUGCAAGGACUUGAAUGCUGUUGCUUUUAGAUUUAAAGAUAAGGAAAGGCCACGGGGCUAUACAUCUAAGAUUGCAGGAAUAUUGCAUUAUUAUCCCCUAGAAGAAGUGCUCACAGCUGAAUAUUUGCUGGAAGAAUUUAGACCUGAUUUAAUAGAGAUGGUUCUCGAUAAGCUCAGACCAGAAAAUGUUCGGGUUGCAAUAGUUUCCAAAUCUUUUGAAGGAAAAACUGAUUGCACAGAAGAGUGGUAUGGAACCCAGUACAAACAAGAAGCCAUAUCAGAUGAAGUCAUUAAGAAAUGGCAAAAUGCCGACCUGAACGGAAAAUUUAAACUUCCAACAAAGAAUGAAUUUAUUCCCACAAAUUUUGAGAUUUUACCAUUAGAAAAAGAAGCAACACCAUACCCUGCUCUUAUUAAGGACACAGCUAUGAGCAAACUCUGGUUCAAACAAGAUGAUAAGUUUUUCUUGCCAAAGGCUUGUCUCAACUUUGAGUUUUUCAGUCGCUACAUUUAUGCUGAUCCUCUCCAUUGCAACAUGACAUACCUGUUUAUCAGGUUAUUGAAGGAUGAUUUAAAAGAGUAUACAUAUGCAGCACGCCUCUCAGGUUUGAGCUAUGGCGUUGCAUCAGGAAUGAAUGCAAUACUUCUUUCAGUGAAAGGUUACAAUGACAAACAACCAAUUUUGCUAAAGAAGAUUAUUGAGAAAAUGGCUACCUUUGAGAUUGAUGAAAAAAGAUUUGAAAUUAUCAAAGAAGCAUAUAUGCGAUCUCUUAACAAUUUUCGGGCUGAGCAGCCUCACCAGCAUGCCAUGUACUACCUCCGCUUGCUGAUGACCGAAGUAGCCUGGACUAAAGACGAGUUAAAAGAAGCCCUGGAUGAUGUUACCCUCCCUCGCCUUAAGGCAUUCAUACCUCAGCUUCUGUCCCGGUUGCACAUUGAAGCCCUUCUCCAUGGAAACAUAACAAAGCAGGCUGCCUUAGGAAUUAUGCAAAUGGUUGAAGACACUCUUAUUGAACAUGCUCAUACCAAACCUCUUCUUCCAAGUCAGCUGGUUCGAUAUAGAGAAGUUCAACUCCCUGACAGAGGAUGGUUUGUUUAUCAGCAGAGGAAUGAAAUUCACAACAACUGUGGUAUCGAGAUAUAUUAUCAGACAGACAUGCAGAGCACCUCAGAGAACAUGUUUCUGGAGCUUUUCUGUCAGAUCAUCUCUGAGCCUUGUUUCAACACCCUGCGCACCAAGGAGCAGCUGGGUUAUAUCGUCUUCAGUGGACCACGUCGAGCCAAUGGCAUACAGGGCUUGCGAUUCAUCAUCCAGUCAGAAAAGCCACCUCACUACCUAGAAAGCAGAGUGGAAGCUUUCUUAAUUACCAUGGAAAAGUCCAUAGAGGACAUGACAGAAGAGGCCUUCCAAAAACAUAUUCAAGCAUUAGCAAUUCGUCGACUAGACAAACCAAAGAAACUGUCUGCAGAAUGUGCUAAAUAUUGGGGGGAAAUCAUCUCCCAGCAAUACAAUUUUGAUAGAGAUAAUACAGAAGUUGCGUAUUUAAAGACACUUACCAAGGAAGAUAUCAUCAGAUUCUACAAGGAAAUGUUGGCAGUAGAUGCCCCGAGGAGACACAAGGUAUCCGUCCAUGUUCUUGCCAGGGAAAUGGAUUCUUGUCCUGUUGUUGGAGAGUUCCCGUGUCAAAAUGAUGUAAAUUUGUCACAAGCACCAGCCUUGCCACAGCCUGAAGUGAUUCAAAACAUGACCGAGUUCAAGCGUGGUUUACCACUAUUUCCCCUUGUGAAAUCACAUAUCAACUUCAUGGCAGCAAAACUCUGAAGAUUCGCCACCAGUGAAAAAGUGCAAGUGGAUGCAUUCCUGAGUCUUCCAAGGCCUAGGAAACCAGUCUUGGCUACUUUAGUAGUUUCUGGUUCUUCGAGAGACAAACAGAAAAAAAGUUGUCAAAUGUCAUUAUGUAGAAAUGUUAAAAAUCCAAAGUAAUUAAAUUACAAAAUCUUGUAGAAUAUUUUUAAAAUACAUGCCUCUUAAAUAUUUAAAAAUCUUUCUUUUCAUUAUUAAAAGACAUUUCCCUUAUAUAACAAUGCUUAAAAUGAUGAGUGAUACUUCCGUAGAAUCUUCCUUCCCUAUUCUGUAAAAUAGUCACUUGUCAGAAGAAAAGUAAAGGUAGAUUUUUUUAAAAGCCUCGUAGGUUGACCGAGAAGGCUUUAAAACAUUAGAAAGGUAAUACCUUUUAAAAAAUUGAUCUUAAGAUUUGCUUUCCAUUUGAAGAUUUCGUGUAAAUCAGUGGAGAAUAUUACAUUUGGCAGGUAAUGAACAAAGCAACGUAAUCUUCUAUUAGCAAAAUUGCUGAUUAUAGAAGGCAUGGUUUUAAUCUUUUUAUAAAAUUUAAACAUGUUUUAUAUAUAAACUAGUAAAAUGCUGGAAAAACCUAGAACGUCCUACUUAGAGUGCUAGAAAUACUUACAUCAAUUUUGUCCCAAACUGAAUUUCUCAGGAUUACUGUGGUGUGUUUCUUUCUGAUUGAAUUAUAUUAACAUUCUUGUAUUCAUAGUUGGUUUGCAGUGUUCCAUCAGUUUUACUUUUUCCCAUCAACAUGUUGCUGUAUUUAUUUGACAAGUACAAAUAGGGUCACCUUCAGAUCCUACUGAGUGUGUGACAUGCUUUUCCAAUAUCAGCUGUGAUUAACACCCUUAACUUUUUACUUCCAUGAAAUUGCAGUCCAUCUGUGAACUAAAAUGUUUUGCCUCAUUGUGAAUUUAAAAGGCAACAAGUACAAAGCCAUCUUUUUGGAGGUAUAAAAAAUAAAACCUGGGAUUCCUAAAUAGCAUGCUUUCCAAAAGACUCCAAAAUCUCUUGAAAUCCUGUGUUGCUACCAGUCUAAUCUUGCCUUAAGUGUUAACGUUAUUUUUUGAAAAUAUAAGCAUACAAACACAGAGGAUGACUGGCGUGAACUUUUAAAAAAUUUGUUUUCCAUGAGAUUCUAUUUCAGAUGAAAUUGUCGCUAUAGAUUUAACAACUAUUUUAAAAUAUUUACAGUUAUUAAAACUUGCUUCAGGAGAAAUUGUGAAUCUGCUUCCACAUACAGGCACUCAUAACAGUCAGCGGCCCUGCUGUCCACUAACUCAGGCAAAGUAAAGAAUGGCAUUUUCAAAUGACAUUUUACCUCCAUCUGAAUUGAUUUGCCAGAACUUCUUUCUAUAGAGUCGUAUUUUUUCACAUCUUAAGUUUUUACAUCUGUCAUUUUCCAAAUCAUCUAAAUUUGGGGCAAGAAUGAUAUAGUCACAACUGCGGAGGCUGCUCUUGAAAGCGGGGCUCCAUUUCUACUGUCAGAUCAAUGUGGUGCUGUAACUGUCUUUUUACCCAUAUUUUCAAGAGCCUCCUUGUAUGAAGCCUGUCUUUAUUCAUCAGAGGGUGUGAGUCAUCACUUCCUUCUGGUUUUAUGCAUUUGUAGACUAUGCAGCUUUUCAUCAAACUGCAAAUAUAUAUAAGAGAACUCUAAAAUUAGUCCUGAGUGUUUUAAAUCUACCACUUGUAAGAAGAAAUAAAAACUCACCUACCUUUUCUGUGGAAAAUUAUGUGCUGAGUAACUUUUAGCUUAUUUUUUAAUGGGCCAAAUUUAACAAUGUCAUUUUUAUGAGAAAGGCACUUGAGAUCUGAAAGGCAUCUCAUGUAGUCUUCCAGGAACCUCUGAUUGUGUUCAGCCUGCUCCAGCAUUUUCCAGUGUCCAAAUUGGAUCUAGAGCUGCCUUUGGAUCACUCAGGCAUACUAAUGGAUUCAUUUUAAAGGGUCCAAGCUGCAGUCCAUGAGCAAUAACAGACUACCCCCGGUACUGCUGUUUACUCAGUGCUCGGUAAAUGAGAUUUGUGAGACAAACUAAGUUAUUCGUUACCUAUGACUUUUUAAAAAAGUCUUCUUUUUGACUAGUUGAUGUGGAAGAGAGCAUGUGACACAGCCAGUAUGGUGGAGUGCUUGGGUUAUCCUGUUUACAAUAAAUGGCCUGAAUUUAA
Messenger RNA from Loxodonta africana (African savanna elephant), 5307 nucleotides. It is a transcript of the gene IDE, whose product is annotated as insulin degrading enzyme. Gene Ontology annotation, cellular component: peroxisomal matrix; cytosol; mitochondrion. Gene Ontology annotation, biological process: hormone catabolic process; amyloid-beta metabolic process; peptide catabolic process. The transcript has 25 exons. Lineage: Eukaryota; Metazoa; Chordata; Mammalia; Proboscidea; Elephantidae. The coding region runs from base 59 to 3118 and encodes 1019 amino acids. The record is from RefSeq and is a predicted model, not a curated record. Gene Ontology annotation, molecular function: metalloendopeptidase activity; metal ion binding.